Juglans regia (Persian walnut) is the source of this 1518-nucleotide messenger RNA. RefSeq lists its product as uncharacterized. Gene Ontology annotation, molecular function: ubiquitin protein ligase activity; zinc ion binding. Lineage: Eukaryota; Viridiplantae; Streptophyta; Magnoliopsida; Fagales; Juglandaceae. The record is from RefSeq and is a predicted model, not a curated record. The coding region runs from base 431 to 1138 and encodes 235 amino acids. The transcript has a single exon.
CCCAAUAUUAGUUUUGUUUUCUUUGUCAAUUGGGUAGUAAUUAAUCUAUCACAAAAAAUAAAUAAUAAAGCUAAAGCAUGUGUCAAUUUAGGCACAACUUGUUUAUAAAUCAGGGACAGUAAUCGGUUGCUCCUGUCCAACGGCUUAACAAAAAGGAGAUGAUGUCUCCCUCUCCCAUGCAUGCUUUUAAAUUAUUAUACCAAUGCCCAAAACGUGCCUUAUGGUCUACGGCCAUUACUAUUCACCAAGUCGAGGUUUGGAAUUCUCCAAACAUGAUGAUACUAUAAUACCACACCCUCCCGCUAUCCCUCACGUGUCCUUCAAAACCACACCAAGAAUCUUAUUGAUCUACAAAGUCCUUCCUCCUUCCUUCCCACCUACAAAUGUGAUAUUCUAAAUAUUAAGAGCAUUUCAACUACAAACCUUUCCAAUGGAGUCGGUUGCCUCCAAUUCACCAUCACCAGACAACCACCGGCCUCCCUUGCGAUUCAGACCUAUCCAACCUAUAGCAGAUCGGAUAGUGAGAGCCCUUCGACACCACCUCCGCCUCCUCCACCGCUCAGACCAAUCCAAGUUUUAUGUCUUGGGUGCCACCGGAAAUGUGUAUAUUGUGAUGUUGUCUACUACCCCUUCAUGCACGUGCCCUGACCGCACAUCUCCAUGCAAACACAUCUUGUUCGUCUUCAUUCGAGUAUUGGGUGUUUCUCUAGACGAUGCUUGUCUUCGUAGGAAGACUCUUCGGCCAUUCCAACUCAAUCGUCUACUUGGUGCGCCUAUAUUACCCGAAGCACUUGCAGGAGCUAGGGUUCGCGAGAGAUUCCAUCAACUAUUCUUUCAAUCUAGGCAGGGCUCUUCGCAACCGAUUGUUGAGAUAGAAGAUGGUACUACUUGCCCAAUUUGCCUGGACGAGAUGGGAAAAUGUGAGAACGUGGUGACAUGUGGUACUUGUCAGAAUCCGAUACAUGAAGAAUGCUUAUUGAGAUGGAAGAGGAGUAGGGGAAGAAGGUCUGCUACUUGCGUGAUAUGUCGGGCAAGGUGGAGAGAUAGGGCAGAUCAGGAAAAGUACUUGAACUUGGCUGCUUAUGCAAGCCAGGACGAUCCACCAACUGCUGAGGGCAGUGGAGGCUGUGGUGGUUAAUUAAGUUUAAUUGUUUGAUUCACCUGAAACAGAGGCAAAUUAAUUAGUUAAUUGAAUGUCUAUUGCAUUGUUAAUCAGCAUAUUGUAUAAUCCUAGGAACAGGAUGUAAUUUUUAAAAUAUAAUUUGCAUUAAUGAUAUUAUUUUAAAAUAUAACUUGGUAGACUAAAAAAAUUUACAACCAACACAGCCAACAUUGUUCGGAAUACCAUGUGAAUUCUAAUCCGUUGGUCGUUAUCUUCCACGAGAUAUGCCAAGGGGAUGCCGAUUCUCGAAAUCAAUGCUCUAACCUCUGUAGCUCUAGACCUAGACAUAUCUCGUUAUGUGGAAGAAGCCGGAAUUAACAAAAGUACGAUCCCACUUCAUAUUAUAAUCUUUUGGA